Messenger RNA from Metarhizium brunneum ARSEF 3297, 1608 nucleotides. It is a transcript of the gene DIT1, whose product is annotated as Spore wall maturation protein DIT1. The record is from RefSeq and is a predicted model, not a curated record. NCBI's taxonomy places the organism in Eukaryota, Fungi, Ascomycota, Sordariomycetes, Hypocreales, Clavicipitaceae.
AUGGCUGCCGUUCCUGAUACUUGUGUCGCCCGGGACACCCAGCACAUCUACAGCCCCGUUGGCGAAAUGGCUUCGUUGCCGCCCAGAUCGUCGAUCCACGGCCGCUUCAUAGCGGGCUUUGUGCGCCAUACCUCCGGCCAUCUCAUUCACUGCUUCGGCCCCUUUCCAACCCGAAUAACCCCAGUAUGGCCCCAGAUCCGGGACCACGUCUUGCGGGAGGAGUGCCGCCCGCGCAACCGCCUGUCGCAGACCUCCUUGCCCAUCAAGCACGCACCCGAGACGGCUGACAGCACGGAGCGUGUGCCCCCCUCUCACGAGUAUGUGGUUUUCGAAAUGCCAAGGCUCGCGGAUGAGCAGGUCAUUGGGCUUGUGCUCGCGCCCGACUCGUCGCCGACGCCGCAGUCUCUCGAGCUCGAUAUGUUUUUCGCGGACCUGGUGCUGCGCGGCCUGCGCGUGGAUAUAAAAACCCACGCAGGCCAUUUACGAGACCCCGACGCCGACGUGGCCGCCGACGCGAUUGUGCAUCUUUUCGAUACAAGCCUGCGGUACGUCGGGAAACACGACAAAUGGCUCAGGGGAGGACGAGACGUGUUCCGGCAGCAGGUGAGGUCGUUUACGUCCCGGGGGGCACGGGUCGAAUUCUGCCUGCCCGCGUUUCCGUGCAAGUCCUCCAGCACGGAGAAGGUCUUGUCCCAGUCCCCAGACCGUGGGGAAUACGUGGCCCUGUCGAAUUUGCAGCGGUUCCUGCAAGAGGUAGAGGAUGUCUAUGGGCCGGGGGCCAAGCUCUGGAUCAUCAGUGACGGACACGUGUUUAGCGAUUGCAUUGGCGUCGACGACGGGGUUGUCGACCAGUACGGGGCGGAACUGCAAGCCAUGAACGAGACGAUUGCCCAUCGCCUCGGGGGCAAGGACAGGAUCGGGUUCCGAUCUCUGCCCGAGUUGUUCGACUACGACGGCCUCGUUGGUGCGAGCGAAUUGCCUCUGGUUACGGGUUAUCCGCCGCUCAAACCUCGUCUGAUUGGUACCAAGACGACAGCCAAGGCCGAGCUGUGCCGCCGGAUUCUUGACAUGGGAUUCCGGCCGGGCGACGCGGAGCCGAUGGAGGAUCUGAUUGCCAGGGAUCCGGCGCUGCUGGCUUUGUAUCGCGGUUUCUCCAAGUUUAUGCUCGAGGACCUCGCUACGAACCAGUACACGAGGCAUCUUAGCCGGAGCCAGUUGAGAAAGAAGGCGUCCGAGGUGGCUAAAGAGAUGAUGCAGCGAAACCAGGCCUAUUCGAAUUUGGUGGAAAUGAUGUUUCCGCACCAUGUGCGGCUGUCCAUACACGCACACGAUAAUGCUGGCCCGAAAUUCGGCAUCAAGAUGUUGGGAAAACACGUCAUUCCGACGGAUGUCAUUCCCCCGACGGGCGAGGCUUUGGAUUGCUGCGACCACUUGCAUAUACCCACGCCCUGGCACAAUUGCAUGGUCGAGAUUGAUGGGCGCCUGGGCCUCUACACGACAAAGGCGAGUGCCGUGUGGCCGGCAGUGCGAUCUGGUGAUGCCACAUGGGUCACUGGCGGAGAAUGCGGGAGUUAUGUCUACUUUAAAAAGAUGGAAUCGGUAGCGUAA